ACUGGCCUCUGUUAGUGCCUGUGGCCUCGGGCCCUCGGACCCCCCUCCCCCCCGGCGUGCCACCUCCCAGCUCCGAGUCGCAAGCUCAGCCCCAAGGGCCCUCCCUUUACUGUGUUGGCCCCAGAGCCGACUCCGGGGGUUGAGAGAGCGUUGGUGGCGGCGGCCGAGUCAGUAUUUAUUUGAGAGAAAGAGUGAGCACAGUGGGAGUAGAGGGAGAGGGAGAAGCAGACUCCCCGCUGAUCAAGGAGCUGGACGUGAGGCUUGAUUGCAGAACCCCGAAAUCAUGACCUGAGCUGAAGCAGCCACUUAACCGAAUUACUAUAAACAAAAAUUCCACCAGAGGAAAUGCUGAAAUAGGAGUUACGGAUACGUUGGAUUUGCUGGAUGAAAAACAAGCAGUAAAUUUUUGUACCACGGGGAGAAAGCCCAAAUUGCCAGAUUACAUGUGUAAAUCACUGCGUUACUGCUUUAGUCAUUGUCUGUAUUUAGCAAUGACAAGACUGGAAGAAGUCAACAGAGAAGUGAACAUGCAUUCUUCAGUGCGUUAUCUUGGCUAUUUAGCCAGAAUCAAUUUAUUGGUUGCUAUAUGCUUAGGUCUUUAUGUAAGAUGGGAAAAAACAGCAAAUUCCUUAAUUUUGGUAAUUUUUAUUCUUGGUCUUUUCGUUCUUGGAAUUGCCAGCAUACUCUAUUAUUAUUUUUCAAUGGAAGCAGCAAGUUUAAGUCUCUCCAAUCUUUGGUUUGGAUUCUUGCUUGGCCUCCUAUGUUUUCUUGACAAUUCAUCCUUUAAAAAUGAUGUGAAAGAAGAGUCAACCAAAUAUUUGCUUCUAACUUCCAUAGUACUAAGGAUCUUAUGCGCUUUGGUGGAGAGAAUUUCUGGGUAUGUCCAUCAUCGACCCACUUUACUAACCACAGUUGAAUUUCUGGAACUUGUUGGAUUUGCUAUUGCCAGCACAACCAUGUUGGUGGAGAAGUCUCUGAGUGUCAUUUUACUUGUUGUAGCUUUGGCCAUGCUGAUUAUUGACCUGAGAAUGAAGUCUUUCUUAGCUAUUCCAAACUUAGUUAUUUUUGCAGUCUUGCUGUUUUUCUCCUCAUUGGAAACUCCCAAAAAUCCAGUUGCUUUUGCAUGUUUUUUCAUCUGCCUGAUAACUGACCCUUUCCUUGACAUUUAUUUUAGUGGACUUUCAGUGACUGAAAGGUGGAAACCCUUUUUGUACCGUGGAAGAAUAUGCAGAAGACUUUCAGUCGUUUUCACAGGAAUGAUUGAGCUUACCUUUUUUAUUCUUUCAGCAUUUAAACUUAGAGAUACUCACCUCUGGUAUUUUGUAAUACCAGGCUUUUCCAUUUUUGGAAUUUUCUGGAUGAUUUGCCAUAUUAUUUUUCUCUUAACUCUUUGGGGAUUCCAUACCAAAUUAAAUGACUGCCAUAAAGUAUAUUUCACCCACAGGGUAGAUAACAAUAGCCUUGAUAGAAUCAUGGCAUCCAAAGGGAUGCGUCACUUUUGCUUAAUUUCAGAGCAGUUAGUUUUUUUUAGUCUUCUUGCAACAGCGAUUUUAGGAGCAGUUUCCUGGCAGCCAACAAAUGGAAUCUUCUUGAGCAUGUUUCUGAUAGUUUUACCAUUGGAAUCCAUGGCUCAUGGACUCUUCCAUGAAUUGGGUAACUGUUUAGGAGGAACAUCUGUUGGAUAUGCUAUUGUGAUUCCCACCAACUUCUGCAGUCCUGAUGGUCAGCCAACACUUCUUCCCCCAGAACAUGUACAGGAGUUAAAUUUGAGGUCUACUGGCAUGCUCAAUGCUAUCCAAAGAUUUUUUGCGUAUCAUAUGAUUGAGACCUAUGGAUGUGACUAUUCCACAAGUGGACUGUCUUUUGAUACUCUACAUUCCAAACUGAAAUCUUUCCUUGAACUUCGGACUGUGGAUGGACCUAGACAUGAUACGUAUGUUUUGUAUUACAGUGGGCACACCCAUGGCACGGGAGAGUGGGCUCUUGCAGGUGGAGACAUACUGCGCCUUGACACACUUUUAGAAUGGUGGAGAGAAAAGAAUGCCUCCUUCUGUUCUCGCCUUAUUAUCGUAUUAGACAGUGAGAAUUCAACUCCGUGGGUGAAAGAAGUGAGAAAAAUCAAUGAUCAGUACAUUGCGGUGCAAGGAGCAGAGAUGACAAAGACCAUAGAUAUUGAAGAAGCUGACCCACCACAGCUGGGUGACUUUACAAAGGACUGGGUAGAAUAUAACUGCAACCCCAGUAAUAACAUCUGCUGGACUGAAAAGGGACGCACUGUGAAAGCAGUCUACGGUGUGUCAAAGCGGUGGAGUGACUACACUCUGCAUCUGCCAACAGGCAGCGAUGUGGCCAAGCACUGGAUGUUACACUUUCCUCGUAUUACAUAUCCACUGGUGCAUUUGGCAAAUUGGUUGUGCGGUCUGAACCUUUUUUGGAUCUGCAAAAGUUGUUUUAGGUGUUUGAAAAGAUUAAAAAUGAGUUGGUUUCUUCCUACUGUGCUGGACACAGGACAAGGCUUCAAACUUGUCAAAUCUUAAUUUGGAACCCAAAGUGGAAUAUUAUUGAGAGUUCAUACUACCAGUUACCACUAACUUGCCAUUUUUUGUAUAUGGUUUUUUUAUUUGUGAAAAAUACCUUGCUACUUCUGUAGCUGCUCUCACUUUGUCUUUUCUCAAGUAAUUAUGGUGUAUGUAAGAUGUUGGGAAUAAGCAUUUUAUCCUACAAGUAUGUAAGGAGUCGUAAAUGCUGAUGCUGUGUAAAUGCAUCACAGAGGUUAAAAAUAACUGCACUUUGAGGAAUGUUUGCAUAUGCCUCUGAUUAGAAAGAAAACACUUGUCUGUGCUCUGCAGUGGCCAAUGAGGAAUUAAUAAUGCCUUAUUUUCUAGGCAUAGAUUAGAGAUUGUAGACCAGACCGUUUACUAUUAUAAGAAAAUUUCCAAUUUGCUUACAAAAAGAUUUUUUUUUUUGUCAACAGUAGGUUUGAGUCCAAGACCAUUUGAAGAAUUACAAACUCUUUCUUAAAAAAGGAUAAAGGGAGAAGCCUGAAAUGAGUGCAAAAAUUUGCUUAUAGUCUACCAUUCAGAUGUCUUGGUUGUGGCCUAUUACCAGUGUAGUAGUAAAGCCCAAAAGACUGUUGAGAUCAAAACAUUCUUCCUGUAGGUAACUGUAAGAGGCUAGAAGCCUACAGAUCGCUCCUUCCUGCAUUGUUGGGGUGGAGGGAGGGGCUCUGAAAGCACUGGCAAUUUUAAGAGUCUUUCUCAGGGUAACUGUUUUAAUGAACAAUGUUUCCAGCUACAAAUUCCUUCCAAAUAAAUUGUCUUCCCUUUCGAAAAGUAAACUUUUUAAAAAUUUAGCAAUUUCUCAUUGAUUGAGGCUAUUUUCGCUAUUCAGAAAUGAUUUUGAUCUCUAUGGAAUUAAUGCUCUGCCAUGAAAAUUAUCUUUCAGAUCUCUCAUUAGUGAUGACAUUUUUUUCUACAGAAGGUCAAAGGAUUGAAAACAGGUCAUUUUUUUUCUUGUAUACAUGUAAUGUAUUAUGUAAAAAAAGUAUUCAUAUUGGCAAUUUUAGUUUGCCAGUUUUUAGUUUUAGUUUGCAUAAUGGUGUGGUUGUAAUUUUUAAAACUUAAUUCAGUGUUUUGUCUGAUUAAAGCAGGCACUGAUCAGGGUAUCCCCUAAGAGGUAAUUUACCCCCUGUUCCCUUCCAGUAAUCCUUACAUUCUAAAUUUUCAUAUCUGAGAAAUAACAAGAGAGGAGUAGAAGUAAAUUAGGGGAUAAUCUAAUCUUUGUUGUUUAAAGUGUGACUUCUCACCACUGAAGCCAUUUUUCCAGCCUCAGAGAGAGGAACUAAUGCCUCUACCAUUUUCUACCUGGUGACUUGAACAUUGAAGUUUUUGUUAGGUAGAAGUCACUUAGUGUCAGGGAACUUGUAUACCACUAUCUAUGCAGCCUUGUUACAGUCUGAUGAUUUCUGUGUUUUGAACAUGAUUUUCCUAAUACUUUGAAUAAAAUUUUAAAAAUUU
This is a messenger RNA of Zalophus californianus (California sea lion), 4016 nucleotides long. RefSeq names its product transmembrane protein 168 (gene TMEM168). Lineage: Eukaryota; Metazoa; Chordata; Mammalia; Carnivora; Otariidae. The coding region runs from base 444 to 2537 and encodes 697 amino acids. The record is from RefSeq and is a predicted model, not a curated record. The transcript has 6 exons.